GGGCGAUGCGCCGAGCCCCAGCGAGUGGUCGUUAGAGGAAGGAUGACCACUCCCGCCCUGCUGCCGCUGUCCGGGCGGAGACUGCCCGCCCUCAACCUGGGUACCUCCUCCUUCCCGCACCAUAGGGCUACCUUGAGACUCUCCGAGAAAUUUAUCCUCCUCCUUAUUCUUAGUGCCUUCAUCACGCUGUGCUUCGGGGCGUUCUUCUUUCUGCCUGAUUCGUCGAAGCACAAACGCUUUGACCUGGGUUUGGAGGAUGUGCUGAUUCCUCACGUGGAUACCAGCAAAGGGGGCAAAAGCCUUGGAAGCUUCCUGAUCCAUGGGCAAGGGCACGACGAGCACCGGCACAGAGAGGAGGAGGAGCGCCUGAGAAAUAAGAUCCGAGCAGAUCAUGAAAAGGCCCUGGAAGAGGCUAAAGAGAAGUUGAAGAAAUCCCGUGAUGAGAUUCAAGCUGAGAUUCAGACAGAAAAGAGCAAAGUAGUCCAAGAGUUGAAAAAGAAAGACAGCAGACCACUGCCCCCAGUUCCUUUACCAAAUCUAAUAGGGAUAAACAGUGGAGAACCAGCAGACCCAGACAUCCGAGAAAAAAGGAAUAAAAUUAAAGAGAUGAUGAAGCAUGCCUGGGACAAUUAUAGGCAAUAUGGAUGGGGACAUAAUGAGCUCAAACCAAUUGCCAGGAAAGGACAUUCCACCAACAUAUUUGGUAACUCACAGAUGGGUGCUACCAUAGUAGAUGCAUUAGAUACUCUUUAUAUCAUGGGGCUUCAUGAUGAAUUCAGAGAAGGACAAGAGUGGAUUGACAAAAAUCUUGAUUUCAGUGUGAAUUCUGAAGUGUCUGUUUUUGAGGUCAAUAUUCGCUUCAUUGGUGGUCUUCUGGCAGCAUACUACCUUUCAGGACAGGAGAUAUUCAAGAUCAAAGCAGUGCAGCUGGCAGGAAAACUUCUUCCAGCCUUCAACACACCCACAGGUAUACCAUGGGCAAUGGUGAAUCUGAAAAGUGGUGUUGGUCGAAACUGGGGCUGGGCUUCUGCGGGCAGCAGCAUCCUUGCGGAGUUUGGUACUCUGCAUAUGGAAUUUGUCCAUCUUAGCUACUUGACAGGGGACCCUGUAUACUACAACAAGGUUAUGCACAUUCGGAAGUUGCUUCAAAAAAUGGAUCGUCCUAAUGGACUUUAUCCAAAUUAUUUGAAUCCAAGAACAGGCCGAUGGGGUCAGCAUCACACGUCUGUGGGUGGACUGGGAGACAGUUUUUAUGAAUAUUUAUUGAAAGCCUGGCUUAUGUCAGAGAAGACGGACACGGAGGCAAGAAAAAUGUAUGAUGACGCAAUUGAGGCCAUAGAAAAACAUCUCAUCAGGAAGUCCAAUGGAGGACUGACUUUCAUUGGAGAAUGGAAGAAUGGGCACCUUGAAAGAAAGAUGGGCCAUUUGACCUGUUUUGCAGGAGGAAUGUUUGCCCUUGGAGCAGAUGGUUCCAGAGAUGAUAAAGCUGGACAUUAUUUGCAACUUGGAGCUGAAAUUGCACAUACAUGUCAUGAAUCAUAUGAUAGGACAACAUUAAAGCUGGGUCCAGAAGCAUUCAAAUUUGAUGGUGGCGUUGAAGCAGUGGCAGUACGACAGAAUGAAAAGUAUUACAUCCUAAGACCAGAGGUGAUUGAGACUUACUGGUAUAUGUGGAGAUUCACACAUGAUCCCAAGUACAGGCAGUGGGGCUGGGAGGCAACACAGGCCAUUGACAAGUAUUGCCGAGUCAGCGGCGGCUUUUCUGGGGUCAAAGAUGUCUAUUCAUCAUCUCCUGCAUAUGACGAUGUACAGCAGAGUUUUUUCCUUGCUGAAACUUUGAAGUAUUUGUAUCUGCUUUUCUCCAGUGAUGACCUUCUACCUUUAGACAACUGGGUUUUUAACACAGAAGCUCAUCCUCUGCCAGUUUUACACUUAGCCAACACCACACUGUCAGGAAAUCCUGCUUAUCGAUAAAAACAGCUCUAAGAAGAGGAAGACAGACUUUCAGCUGUUUUGUUUACAUGGACCACUUGAGAUUUCAAGCCAGAGAGGAGACAGACAGUUAAUAAAUCUUGACUGUUGAGUGAAGUACUGGCGUGAGAAACAAAGCUCUUCAACAUAUAGAUAAGCAAAAAUGAAAAACAAAAGUUCCAUUUUAUACAUGACCAAAACACUCUAGUGUGGUAUUUGCAGGACAGAGACCUGCACUUUGAACUCUAACAAGAACUGGAGUCUACUGUUUCAUAUAAAUGCAGCAGCCUAAGGAAGAAGAGGCUUUCCUGUCCAGGGAAAGGAACUAACCACUGCUGCAGUUGGCUAGUGCAAGGAACAACGCACCAGUCACCCCUGCAGAUGGGGAGGGUUCCAAAUGCUUUUAUUUCUUUGUUAUUUUUGUUUGAGGAUGACAUGAAAAAAGGAACAGCAAAAAGCAGCAUCACUGCACCAGCAGCAUCAGGAUU
This is a messenger RNA of Tinamus guttatus (white-throated tinamou), 2459 nucleotides long. Its product is annotated as mannosyl-oligosaccharide 1,2-alpha-mannosidase IB. Gene Ontology annotation, biological process: carbohydrate metabolic process; mannose trimming involved in glycoprotein ERAD pathway. Gene Ontology annotation, molecular function: mannosyl-oligosaccharide 1,2-alpha-mannosidase activity; calcium ion binding. The record is from RefSeq and is a predicted model, not a curated record. Lineage: Eukaryota; Metazoa; Chordata; Aves; Tinamiformes; Tinamidae. Gene Ontology annotation, cellular component: Golgi membrane; extracellular exosome; endoplasmic reticulum.